UGCAACGCGCACGGCGAAUACCGGUUCUGAGCGCUGCUCCGCGUUCCAGCGGCGACCGACCAACCCGUGCGCGCGCGUACGUCACAACUACGAACUAGUAGCGGUGACUGCAUCGACGAGGUGCGGACCAGCGCCAACACACACUGCUUGUGCACGCACAUUGAAAUUAUUACAAUAUUUUUCGUCUCUUCUUCAUCUAUUAUUUUAAGUAUUAUUUUCUCACACAUAUCACGGUUGGCUAAGAAGCGUGCACCACGAAAACAUUAUUGUCACUGACUGCUAAGAGACUGAUUAAUAAAGGACAAUGGCCAUAUUCCCGAUGCUGUCGGCUGUAGCCGGCUUCAUUAAGGUGCGUUACAUAGUUGACAGGGCCAAUAUUGACAAUGCUGUAUUCAGAGCACAUUACAGACUAACCACAGCAAUACUCUUUGGAUGUUGUAUACUGGUCACAGCUAAUAAUCUAAUCGGUGAUCCUAUAUCUUGUAUAACUGAUGGUGCUAUUCCGGAGCAUGUGAUCAAUACAUUUUGCUGGAUAACUCAUACAUUUACAUUGCCCGAUAAAAUUGGAAAAGGCAUUGGUACACAUGUUGCUCAUCCUGGUGUAUCAAGUUAUGUUGAUAAUGAAGACCCAAAACAAUUCCAUUCAUAUUACCAAUGGGUACCUUUCAUGCUAUUUUUCCAAGGCAUUUUAUUCUAUGUGCCGCAUUGGCUAUGGAAAAAUUGGGAAGAAGGUAAAAUUCGUAUGAUCACAGAUGGUGUACGUGGUGCUUCGAUUGGACAAAAUGAAGAGAGAGUAAAUCGUCAAAAACAAUUAGUUCAAUAUCUUAUCGAUACUCUCCAUAUGCAUAAUGUAUAUGCUUCAGGAUAUUUCUUAUGUGAAGUGUUCAAUUUUUUAAAUGUAAUUGGAAACAUGUUCUUAAUUGACAGUUUCUUAGGAGGAGAAUUUUUUACUUAUGGUAUUAAAGUUCUAGAGCUUAGUCAAAUGGAUCAAGAAAACCGUUAUGAUCCAAUGGUAGCUGUUUUUCCAAGAGUUACGAAAUGCACAUUUCAUAAAUUUGGUCCAUCUGGAACAAUUCAAGCACAUGAUGCGCUUUGCAUAUUGGCAUUAAAUAUUUUAAAUGAAAAAAUAUAUAUAUUUUUGUGGUUUUGGUUCAUAAUAUUGGCAAUUUUAUCUGGUAUGGCUCUAGCAUACAGUAUUGCUGUAGUGACAUUACCUUCAAUUAGAGAGACAAUUUUACUACGUCGCUUUAAAUUUGGUACACCAGAAUCUGUUUCAGCACUCAUAAGAAAAACGCAGGUGGGCGAUUUCUUAUUACUUCAUCUUUUGGGUCAAAAUAUGAAUAUGAUGCACUUCACUGAAGUAUUAGAUGAUCUUAGUUCACGUCUACAUCUAGGUAAUAAUUUACCAACUGCCCCUUCAACUCUGGAAUUAUCACCAAUGUAUCCUUUGGAUAAACUGAGACUUCACAAAGAAACAGAGGCUUAGACGAUGAAUAAUGUCUAUUUGGUUUUAUUAAGAAAAAAACAUUUGGAGUUGAAAAUUUUAAUCUCAAACUGUGUUCAAUUUAUUGUCUCAAUAUUAAGAAAAACAUUCCAUAAAUAAGAAACAUUUGAACAUUAAGUAAUUUAUGUAAUUUAAUAAACAACUUAUAAUGACUAGUUUUUAUCGGACUAGUAAUAUGCAAUAAUUAGUUGUAAGACUUAAUCAUUUUUUCAACUAAAUAUUUUAUUAUAAAAUUAAUCUUUUUAAGUCUU
Sipha flava (yellow sugarcane aphid) is the source of this 1755-nucleotide messenger RNA. Its product is annotated as innexin inx3. The transcript has 5 exons. Gene Ontology annotation, biological process: phototransduction. The record is from RefSeq and is a predicted model, not a curated record. Gene Ontology annotation, molecular function: gap junction channel activity. Gene Ontology annotation, cellular component: plasma membrane; gap junction. Lineage: Eukaryota; Metazoa; Arthropoda; Insecta; Hemiptera; Aphididae. The coding region runs from base 305 to 1486 and encodes 393 amino acids.